This is a messenger RNA of Papilio polytes (common Mormon), 1099 nucleotides long. RefSeq lists its product as uncharacterized. The coding region runs from base 32 to 1099 and encodes 355 amino acids. The transcript has 2 exons. The record is from RefSeq and is a predicted model, not a curated record. NCBI's taxonomy places the organism in Eukaryota, Metazoa, Arthropoda, Insecta, Lepidoptera, Papilionidae.
UCUAAUAUACAGAAGCGAUAUUGCUUGCAACAUGUGUAGGAUUAUUUUUAUUUUAAAUUUGUUUCCGAGUUUAAUACAUUUAGGAGUGCAGCAAGAUAUAAAUGAAUUGAAUCGAUUUACCAACGUUCCUCUAAAUCAAGUAAUACCAUCGGAGUUAUUAGAAAAUCUGCUUAGAUAUAAUGAAAAGAGCACAACUGUGAAAUCUAACGUAUGUGAAAAAAAUAAAAACACACAAUUUCGUGUAUGGAAUCGAGAACAAAAAUGGAAGGCAUUACUUAAUAAAAAGACAAAACCUAUUGAGUCUGCCAAUAAUAAUAUCAAAUUAAAUUAUUCUCAAUUACAAAAACUGACGUUUGUUAAUAACAGCAAUAAUCUGAAUACUGAUGAAUACAGUGAAAUGAGUGAAUUUCAAAAUGAUUCAAGUAUUAUGCUCCACGAUUUGACUAAUAAGGAAUCAAAACUUGAACUACAAGACGAAAAUUUUGAAUUUGAGAGACCACAAAACAAAUCGGAUACUAAAAAAGAAAAAGUAAACGACGAUUUACUACCGAUGACAAGAAAAGGUCAGCACACACAAACCCAUUUAGAUAAUAAAGCAGAUGCUGUUAAUAAACAAAUAUUAGUCACACAGGCACCUGAAUAUUUUUAUUCCAUAAGAAAAUCAACCUCUGAUAAAACAACGAAAGGUGACAUUGGAAAAUCAAUAAUUAACAAUGCGUAUAUUGUUAAUACUGAAGAUGACGAAAUUUCAUUCAGUUCGGAAUCAAAUGAAUCUAAUGCCAAUGACAAACGAAUUGACAGCGAAAAAACGGAAUUAAUUAGCGACAAAGAGCAACAUAAUGAAAGUGAAUCUAUUGAAGAUAACGAUAAAAAUGACUUAAAUAAAAUUAAAAAACAACUAGAGUUAAGGAAUGGUAUGAAAAUGACCGAUACAAGUGAUUCCUCUAUGCUAAUAAUGGAAAGUCAUCGAAUAUGUUAUGCUUGUGUGAGUUCUAGUGACCCAUCUUGUUUGAAACCCUACAGGCAAACAACAGUAAAAUAUUGUCAUAGAGAUAAUACGGCUUGCGUGGCUAAAAGUUACACUAUUGGACGUAAGUAA